This is a messenger RNA of Morus notabilis, 13316 nucleotides long. RefSeq lists its product as uncharacterized. Lineage: Eukaryota; Viridiplantae; Streptophyta; Magnoliopsida; Rosales; Moraceae. The transcript has 64 exons. The coding region runs from base 120 to 12908 and encodes 4262 amino acids. The record is from RefSeq and is a predicted model, not a curated record.
ACUCUGCAAUCUCUCGCCGUCGUCGUCAAUGGCAAUGCGAAGCCGGCGCCGGUCAGCUUUCCUCGAUCGGAUUGUGGAUUCCGCCUGAUUCUUCUUCGUCGUUUCGAUUAUUCGAAGCCAUGUUUGAAUCUCACGUUUUACAUUUGCUUCGUAGAUUUUUGGGCGAAUAUGUCCAUGGACUCUCAGCAGAAACUUUGAGAAUCAGUGUCUGGAAAGGUGAUGUUGUUCUUAAAGAUUUGAAAUUGAAGGCAGAGGCACUAAAUUCUCUGAAACUUCCGGUCACUGUCAAGGCUGGUUUUGUCGGUACAAUAACACUGAAGGUUCCCUGGAAAAGUUUGGGCAAAGAACCUGUGAUUGUUCUAAUUGAUCGUGUCUUUGUUCUUGCUCAUCCUGCUCCUGAUGGCCGUACUCUUAAGGAGGAAGACAGGGAAAAACUAUUCGAAGCCAAACUUCAACAAAUUGAGGAAGCAGAGGCGGUAACCCUUGAAGCAAUUUCAAAAUCAAAGCAAGGAAAUCAAAAUCUUGGAAAUUCAUGGCUAGGUUCUCUUAUUGCUACUAUUAUUGGGAAUCUAAAGAUAACAAUCAGCAAUGUACAUGUCAGAUAUGAAGAUUCAGUCAGUAAUCCAGAACAUCCUUUUUCUUCGGGGAUUACUUUAGCCAAGCUGGCUGCAGUUACAAUGGAUGAACAAGAGAAUGAAACCUUUGAUACUAGUGGUGCUCUUGAUAAAUUGCGGAAGUCAUUGCAACUUGAGAGGCUUGCUGUGUACCAUGAUUCCGAUAGUCUUCCUUGGAAGAUAGAAAAGGGAUGGGAAGAUCUUAGUCCAAAGGAAUGGGUUGAGAUUUUUGAAGCUGGCAUAAACGAGCCUGUUGCUGAAAGUGGAAUGGUGUCUAAAUGGGUUGCGAAUCACAAGUACUUGGUGUCACCUAUAUAUGGAGUACUAAAAUAUCACCGCCUUGGAAAUCAAGAAAGAAAUGACCCGGAAGUUCCCUUUGAGAAGGCGUCUCUUGUCCUAAGUGACGUAUCUUUAACUAUUACAGAGGCACAAUAUCAUGACUGGAUAAAACUAUUGGAAGUUGUCUCCAGAUACUGGACGUACGUUGAAGUGUCCCAUUUAAGGCCUAUGGUUCCAGUUUCACAGGAUCAUUCCUCGUGGUGGCGUUAUGCUGCUCAAGCGGGUCUGCAACAGAGAAAAUUGUGUUAUCGAUUCUCGUGGGACCGCAUCAGGCAUCUUUGUCAGCUUCGUCGACGAUACAUUCAACUAUAUGCUGGUACAUUGCAACAUUUAGCAAAUAUUAACAAUGCAGAAAUUAGAGAAAUCGAGAGGGAUUUGGAUUCUAAAGUAAUCCUCUUAUGGAGGUUGCUUGCACAUGCAAAGGUCGCAACGGCAAAAUCAAAGGAGGCAGCUGAACAGAGGAGGUUAAAAAAGGGAGGCUGGCUUUCCUUUAGAUGGGGCACACCUUCUGAAGAAGUCCCUGUUGGAGAUACUCCUCAGGGACCACAGUUACUGGAGGAAAGACUGACUAAAGAAGAAUGGCAGGCAAUUAAUAAGUUAUUAAGUUACCAGCAAGAGGAUGAGUUCACAUCUCUUUCUGGUAGGGAAAUCCAGAAUAUGGUCCAGUUUUUGGUUACCGUGUCAAUUGGUCAAGCUGCUGCCAGGAUCAUCAGCAUAAAUCAGACUGAAAUUGUUUGUGGUAGAUUUGAACAACUCCAAGUGUCAACCAAGUUUAAAAAUCGUAGUACUCACUGUGAUGUGUCAUUGAGAUUUUAUGGUUUAUCUGCACCCGAAGGCUCCCUUGCUGAGAGUGUUUGUAGUGAGCAGAAGUUGAAUGCAUUGUCUGCUAACUUUAUAUACGCACCAGUAGGGGGGAAUGUUGACUGGAAGUUGGCAGCUACAAUUUCUCCUUGCCAUGUUACGGUUUUAAUGGAUAGUUAUUACCGCUUUAUGGAGUUUGUGAAGAGAAGUAAGGCAGUCAGUCCCACUGUUGCAUUUGAAACUGCGGCUGCUUUGCAGAUGAAACUUGAGAAAGUAACACGUAGGGCACAAGAACAGUUUCAAUUUGUAUUAGAAGAACAAAGCAGAUUUGCUCUUGAUAUCGACUUUGAUGCUCCAAAAGUCAGAGUCCCUAUCAGAACGGCUGGCUCUUCUAAAUGUGAUUGUCAUUUCCUUUUGGACUUUGGUCACUUCACAGUGCACACCGCGGAGAGCCAAUCUGAUGAACAAAGGCAAAAUCUCUAUUCUCGUUUUUUUAUAUCCGGAAGAGACAUUGCUGCUUUUUUCACAGAUUGUGGCUAUGAUUGUCAAAACUACACUUUGGUUGCGGCUAAAUACGACUUGAAUCCAAUCAUAUCUCCUACACCCAAUAAAAUUGAUAAUUUUUAUUCGCUAAUAGAUAGGUGUGGAAUGGCAGUACUUGUUGAUCAGAUCAAAGUACCUCAUCCAAGUUACCCGUCAACACGCAUUUCUGUUCAAGUGCCAAACCUCGGGGUUCACUUUUCACCAUCUAGAUAUCGCAGAAUUAUGGAAUUACUGAACAUAUUCUACGGUACAAUGGAGACUAGUAAUCUGCCUGCCAGUGAUAAUUUCCAAGAUGAGCUUACUCCGUGGAGUUCUGUGGACCUUGCUUCUGAUACUAAAAUUCUAGUCUGGAGGGGGAUUGGCAACUCUGUGGCUACAUGGCAACCUUGUUUUCUUGUAUUAUCAGGAUUAUAUCUUUAUCUUUUGGAGUCUGAAAAGUCUCCAACUUACCAGCGAUACUUGAGCAUGGCUGGUAAACAAGUAUUUGAUGUUCCUCCAGCAAACAUUGGUGGCCUGCUGUUCUGUGUUGCAAUUAGUUAUAGGGGAGUGGAGAUUCAAAAGGCUUUGGAAUCUUCUAGUACCUGGAUACUUGCAUUUCGGGAUGAGGAUGAAAAGGCCACCUGGUUGAAGUGCCUUAUACUAGCCACAUAUCAAGCUUCCGCACCUCCAUCAGUUGAUGUACUGGGAGAGACAAGUGAUGACACAUCUGACUCUAGUGACUCUCAGACCACAAAACUAAAAACAGCCGAACUUGUCAUUAAUGGAGCCCUGGUGGAAACAAAGUUAUUUAUAUAUGGAAAGACGGGAGAUGAAGUUGAUGGCAAACUUGAUGAGACUCUUAUUCUUGAUGUUCAUGCUGGUGGAGGGAAGGUUCACAUGAUUUCUUGUGAAGGUGAUCUGACUAUAAGGAUGAAGCUGCAUUCUUUAAAGAUUAGGGAUGAGCUUCAAGGUCGUCUUUCUGCAAGCCCGCAAUAUUUAGCUUGCUCCGUGCUGAGAAAUGACUGUGUAUUUUCUUCCCCUAAUUUUACUGAUCCUCAUGGAAAGGAGAUGCCUGUGACACUUCAUGAAGAUGAUGAUGCAUUUACAGACGCUUUGCCCGACUUCGCCUCUCUAUCAGAUGCAGGUGGUUAUUUUCAAAAUUUGGAUACUGGUUCAUGUGGAACAACUGGAGAAAUUGGUGCUGGUGCUGGAUUCGAGUCUGCUGAAGCCUUAAUUCGUGAAGAAGAUCUAGUUAUGGGAAGAGGUAUGUCCGAUGAGAUAUUUUAUGAGGCAGAAGGUGGAGACUGUUCAGAUUUUGUUUCUGUUAUCUUCUUGACAAGGAGUCCUAGUUCCCAUGAUUAUGAUGGUAUAGAUACACAGAUGAGUGUUCGCAUGUCCAAGCUGGAAUUUUUUUGCAACAGACCCACUCUUGUUGCUUUAAUUGGUUUUGGCCUGGAUAUCAGCUCUGUGCAUUAUGCAACAACAAUUUCUGACACAGAAACGGUUUCAGAAGAUAAAUCUCUGGUGAACAAAGAAAAGACUGAAGAAAGUGGGCGUGUUAAAGGGUUGCUGGGAUAUGGUAAAAAUCGUGUAGUAUUUUACUUAAACAUGAACGUGGACAGUGUGUCUGUGUUUCUUAAUAAAGAGGAUGAUUCUCCACUUGCAAUGCUGGUGCAGGAAAGGUUUCUGUUGGAUCUUAAGGUCCAUCCUAGUUCUCUUUCUAUUGAAGGGACAUUAGGAAAUUUUAGACUCUGUGAUAUGUGUCUUGGAACAGAGCACUGCUGGGAUUGGCUUUGCGAUAUACGCAAUCCUGGCGUUGAAUCCCUUAUUAAGUUCAAAUUUGAUUCUUAUAGUGCUGAAGAUGAGGAUUAUGAAGGUUAUGAUUAUAGCUUGCAAGGCCGACUUUCUGCUGUUCGCAUUGUGUUCCUCUAUAGGUUUGUUCAGGAGAUUAUGGUCUAUUUUAUGGAGCUCGCUACUCCACAGACUGAAGAAGCUAUUAAACUUGUCGAUAAAGUUGGAGGUUUUGAAUGGUUCAUUCAGAAAUAUGAGAUUGACGGAGCGACAGCAUUAAAACUUGAUCUCUCACUUGACACUCCAAUAAUCAUUGUUCCAAGGAAUUCUACAAGCAAAGAUUUCAUUCAACUUGAUUUGGGCCAUCUGAAAGUGACAAAUUCAUUUAGGUGGUAUGGUUCUGCAGAUGAAGAUCCUUCAGCUGUACAUAUUGAUGUCCUGCAUGCUGAGAUUUUGGGUAUCAACAUGUUCGUAGGAAUAGAUGGUUUUAUAGGUAAACCAAUGAUUCGGGAAGGUAAAGGAAUUGACAUUUAUGUGAGGAGAAGUUUGAGGGAUGUAUUCAAAAAAGUACCAACAUUUUCUCUUGAAGUAAAGGUUGCCUUGUUGCAUGGUGUCAUGACUAGCAAAGAAUACAAAGUCAUUCUUGAUUGUGCAUACAUGAACUUGUUUGAAGAGCCCAGGCUUCCUCCUAGUUUUCGUGGUGGCAAACCUGGUUCAAAGGAUACAAUGCGGCUGUUCGUCGACAAGGUCAACAUGAAUAGUCAAAUUCUUCUAUCACGUACUGUUACCAUAUCUACAGUCGUGGUUGAUCAUGCCUUGUUGGAGCUCUAUAAUGGCGUUCAUGAUGAGUCGCCUUUAGCUCAUAUUGCUCUAGAAGGUCUUUGGGUAUCAUAUCGGAUGACUUCAUUGUCUGAGACGGAUCUAUACAUUACUAUACCGAAAUUCUCUGUCCUUGAUGUUCGCCCCGACACAAAACCUGAAAUGCGCCUUAUGCUUGGAUCAUCCACGGAUGAUUUUAAACAAGUUUCUAACAUGCCUUUUUUGUUAAAUAAGGGGAGCUUUAGAAGAACCGAGUCUGAAGCUGCUCAUUCUGCUGAUUUACCAAUUUCGACAAUGUUUCUGAUGGAUUACAGAUGGAGAAAAUCUUCUCAAUCAUUUGUGGUUCGGGUUCAACAGCCUCGAGUUCUUGUAGUGCCUGAUUUCCUUCUUGCUGUGACUGAGUUCUUUGUGCCAGCUUUGGGAGCAAUAACUGGAAUAGAGGAAACUAUGGAUCCUAAGAAUGAUCCUCUUUGUAGAAACAGUAGCAUUGUACUCUCUGAACCUGUUUACAAACAAAGAGAAGAUGUGAUUCACCUCUCUCCCAGUAGACAACUAGUGGCAGAUUGCCCAAGCAUUGAUGAGUAUGCAUACGAUGGUUGUGGAAAAACUAUCUGCUUGACUGAGGAAGCAGAUAAGUCUCAUUGGGGAAAGUUUCAACCAAUUAUAAUUAUCGGACGUGGAAAGAAGUUGCGGUUUGUAAAUGUUAAAAUUGAGAAUGGUUCUCUUUUGAGGAAGUAUACAUAUUUAAGUAAUGAUAGCAGCUACUCGGUAUCAUUUGAGGAUGGUGUAGACAUUACAUUGCUUGAAAUUUCCUCAUCUGAUGAUGACGACAAAAAGAGUUCGGAGCAUACACGUGAAUCAUCAGAUGCUGCAAAUAUUUCUUCGCUUUCUCAAUACAAUCUAGAUCUGGUUCCAAGUUUCACUUUUGAAACCCAGGUUGUUUCUCCUGAGUUCACCUUCUAUGAUGGUACAAAAUCGUCUCUGGAUGAUUCAUCUUUUGGGGAAAAGCUUCUUCGAGCAAAACUGGAUUUAAGCUUCAUGUAUGCAUCAAAAGAAAACGAUAUCUGGAUCCGAGCCUUGGUAAAGGAUCUCACUGUUGAGGCUGGAUCUGGUCUUAUUGUUCUUGACCCGGUGGAUAUUUCAGGGGGAUACACUUCUGUGAAGGACAAAACAAAUAUGUCUCUAAUGUCAACCAAUAUAUGCAUCCAUCUUUCGCUCAGUGCUAUUUCUCUCAUACUUAGUUUGCAAAAUCAGGCGUUUGCAGCAUUACAAUUUGGAAACAUGAUACCCUUGGCUCCCUGUACAAACUUUGAUCGCAUUUGGGUGUCGCCUAAAGAAAAUGGACCUGGUUACAACCUUACCUUUUGGAGGCCUCGAGCUCCAUCCAAUUACGCCAUAUUGGGAGAUUGCGUGACAUCAAGGCCAAUUCCUCCAUCUCAGGCAGUAAUGGCAGUGAGUAACACAUAUGGGCGCGUCCGAAAACCAAUUGGUUUCAAUCUCAUAGGUUUAUUCUUGGGUAUUCUAGGACAUAGUGGAGGUGAAGCCAAACCUCGUACCGACUGUGAUUGUUCUAUUUGGGAGCCUGUUGCACCUCCAGGAUACACAGCAUUGGGAUGUGUUGUAAAUAUAGGGAACGAAGCACCACCUAAUCACAUUGUGUACUGCAUACGUUCUGACCUUGUAACGCUGACAACACACUUGGAGUGCAUAUUCAAUGCUUCGUCGAAUCCCCAGUUUCCAUCUGGAUUCAGCAUUUGGCGCCUAGACAAUAUUCUUGGAUCCUUUUCUGCUCAUUCUACUACUAAAUGCCCCUUGGUAGAUAAUAGUUGGGACCUGAAUCACCUUCUUCUUUGGAAUAGGAUCCGUUCUCCUUCUAAAGAAUCUGCAUCAGAUUUAACUGUUGAUUGUGAAUAUGGAGGUCAGGAAACAAGCAACCAGAAUGUAAAUUCAUCCGGAUGGGACACUGUCAGAUCUAUUUCCAAAGCAACUAAUUGUUAUAUGUCAACCCCUAACUUUGAGAGGAUCUGGUGGGACAAGGGUACUGACCUUCGCCGACCAGUCUCAAUAUGGCGACCCAUUGCACGUCCUGGUUAUGCCAUAUUGGGUGAUUGCAUAACUGAAGGCUUGGAACGACCAGCUCUUGGCAUAAUUUUCAGGGCUGAUAACCCCGAAGUCUCUGCAAAGCCUGUGCAGUUUACUAAAGUUGCCCAUAUUGUUGGAAAGGGUUUUGAUGAAGUUUUCUUUUGGUACCCAAUAGCUCCACCCGGUUAUGCUUCUCUUGGAUGCAUGGUCUCCAGAACAGAUGAAUCUCCAUCUAUCGAUACUCUUUGUUGCCCUAGGAUGGAUCUUGUUAACCAAGCUAGUAUUCUUGAGGCGCCCAUCUCAAGAUCUUCCAGUUCAAAGGCUUCUCAGUGUUGGAGCAUUUGGAAAGUUGAAAAUCAGGCCUGCACUUUUCUUGCACGUGGGGAUAUGAAGAUUCCAUCUUACCGAUUGGCUUAUACUAUUGGCGACUCUGUGAAGCCAAAGACUCAGGAAAACAUAACCGCUGAGAUGAAGCUGAGUUGCUUCUCUUUGACUGUUCUAGACAGCUUAUGUGGAAUGAUGACACCACUAUUUGAUGUAACAAUCACAAAUAUUAAGCUUGCAACGCAUGGUCAAGUAGAUGCUAUGAAUGCAGUACUGAUUUCCUCUAUUGCUGCAUCAACCUUCAACACUCAGUCAGAAGCAUGGGAGCCACUUGUGGAGCCUUUUGAUGGAAUUUUCAAGUUUGAAACUUAUGAUACUAAUUCAAGCCCACCAUCCAAACUUGGGAAGAGAGUGCGUAUCGCUGCUACCGGAAUUGUAAAUGUAAAUGUCAGUGCUGCAAGUUUGGACAAUUUCGUGGGGAGCAUUCUUUCAUGGAGACGACAGUUAGACCUUGAACAGAAAGCAACCAAGCUAAAUGUGGAAUCUGGAAGUUUGCAUAGGGAUGGAGAAGAUCCAGCUGUUUCUGCGUUGGAUGAGGAUGACUUUCAGACUCUAAGAAUAGAAAAUAAACUUGGGUGUGAUAUUUAUCUGAAAAGAAUUGAACAGAAUUCGGACAUAGUUGACCAGCUGCAUCAUGGUGAUUGUGCUUCUGUGUCGAUCCCACCUCCAAGGUUUUCAGACAGAUUGAAUGUUGCUGAUGAAUUUAGAGAAGCACGCUACCAUAUUGCUAUACAGAUCCUUGAAGCCAAGGGUUUACCUGUUACAGAUGAUGGCAAUGGUCAAAACUUCUUCUGUGCUCUGCGCCUUGUCGUUGAAAGUCAGGCGACCGAUCAGCAAAAGCUUUUUCCUCAGAGUGCAAGAACAAAAUGUGUUAAGCCUUUUAUUUCGAAAAAGAAUGAUCUGGUUGAGGGCACUGCAAAGUGGAAUGAACUAUUUAUUUUUGAAAUUCCUCGAAAGGCCGCUGCUAAAUUGGAAGUGGAGGUAACAAACCUUGCAGCAAAAGCAGGAAAAGGGGAAGUUGUUGGUGCACUCUCAUUUUCGGUUGGACAUGGUGCAAAUACAUUGAGGAAGGUAGCUUCAGUGAAGAUGUUCCAUCAAGCCCACGAAAGUCAAAACCUUGUGUCAUAUCCACUAAAGAGGAAGCUUAACAACUUAGAUGACAACUAUGGAUGCUUAUUGGUUUCUACUAUUUGUUUCGAGCGGAAAACAACUCCAAAUUUUGAAAGAGAUGCUGGAACAGAGAAUGUUGUGGGAAGAGAUAUUGGUUUCUGGAUUGGUCUUGGACCACAGGGUACUUGGGAGAGUAUUCGGUCAUUGCUUCCGUCGUCUAUUGUCCCCAAAUCACUGCACAACGAUUUUGUUGCCAUGGAAGUUGUCAUGAAAAAUGGCAAGAAGCACGUGAUAUUCAGAAGUCUUGCGACAUUAGUCAAUGAGUCGGAUAUUAAAUUGGAGAUUUCCACAUGUCACAUGUCUCUUCUUUCAGGAACAAGCAGUAAUCUUGUGGUUGAGGAGAGAUUUCAAAAUCAACGUUUUCAACCAGGUUCUGGUUGGGGUAAUAAUUGGUCUGGUCUUGGCAGCAUUGAACCAGGGCCUUGGAGCUCCCAAGACUACUCAAAUUCCUCUAAGGAUUUCUCUGAACCUCCCCUUCCCGUUGGAUGGCGAUGGGCAUCAACAUGGACUAUUGAUAAAUCUCAAUUUGUUGACAAAGAUGGCUGGGCAUACGGUCCCGACUUUCAUGCUUUAAAAUGUCCUCCAACAUCCUCAAAGUCAUGCAUGAAAUCGUCUUCUGAUCUUGUGCGCCGCAGACGCUGGAUUCGUUCAAGGCAGCAAAUACUGAAAAGUGAAUUCCCCAUCAUAAAUUCUGGAGCAUCCACAGUUUUACCAUGGAGAAGUACACGCCGGGAUUCCAACCAGUGCUUACAAAUUCGCCCUUCUGUUGAUCAUCCCCAGGCUCCAUACUCUUGGGGAUACGCAGUGACUGUUGGUUCUGGCUAUGCAUGUGGAAAGGAUCAGGCUCUCGUGGAGCAAGUUUCGCUCUCAAGACAACAUACGUCAAAACCAGAAAAUAAGAUGUCAAAUUUUACCUUCAUGUUAGAUAAACUCGAGAAAAAGGAUGUACUUUUGUGUUGUUCUGGUGCAGGAAGCAAGCAAAUUUGGCUGAGUGUUGGAUCAGAUGCCUCGGUCCUUCAUACUGAACUGAAUGCACCUAUUUAUGAUUGGAGAAUAUCUGUUAAUGCUCCUCUGAAGUUAGAAAAUCGAUUUCCGUGUCCAGCUGAAUUCACAAUCUGGGAGAAAACUAAAGAAGGAAGUUGCAUUGAGCGACAACACGGAAUAAUCUCAUCACGUGGGAGUGUACAUGUAUAUUCAGCUGACAUCCAGAAACCUAUUUAUCUCACAUUGCUCGUUCAGGAUGGUUGGGUUAUGGAGAAGGACCCUGUUCUUGUUUUGAACAUUUCUUCUAAUGAUCAUGCCGCAUCGUUUUGGAUGGUUCACCAGCAGAGUAAAAGGAGACUGCGUGUGAGAAUCGAACACGACAUAGGAGGAACCACUGCUGCACCUAAAACAAUAAGGUUUUUUGUUCCAUAUUGGAUUGUCAAUGAUUCGUCUUUGCCUCUGGCAUAUCGAGUGGUGGAAGUUGAAUCUUUGGAGAAUGCGGAUACGGAUUCCCAGAUACUUUUAAAAGCAGUCAAAUCUGCGAAGAUGGCCUUGAAAAGUCCUACAAACUCUACGGAGAAGAAGCAUUCCGCUCCAAGAAGGAAUAUUCAAGUGCUUGAAGUAAUUGAGGAUACUAGCCCAUUUCCUUGUAUGCUUUCUCCGCAAGACAAUGCAGGCCGCAGUGGAGUUACGCUUUUUCAAUCACAAAAAGAUUCAUGUGUGUCCCCACGGGUAGGCAUUGCUGUUGCCAUGCGUCAUUCCCAAAUUUUCAGUCCAGGGAUAUCUCUUCUUGAUCUGGAAAAGAAGGAACGAGUUGAUGUAAAAGCAUUCAGUUCAGAUGGAUCUUACCACAAGCUUUCAGCUCGACUAAACUUGACCUCAGACAGAACAAAGGUCCUCCAUUUUCAGCCACACACCUUGUUUAGUAAUAGGGUUGGUUACAGUCUUUGCCUCCAGCAAUGUGAAUCUCAAUCAGUAACCUGGAUUCAUCCGUCUGAUUCUCCAAAGCUCUUUUGUUGGCCGUCUUCUACCAAAGUUGAAAUGUUGAAGUUGCGGGUUGAUGGCUAUAAAUGGAGUACUCCAUUCAGCGUCUGUAAUGAAGGUGUCAUGCGAAUAUGCUUGAAGAAAGACACUGAGAAUGAUCAACUGCAAUUAAGAAUAGCAGUCAGAAGUGGGGCAAAGAGCUCGAGCUAUGAAGUUAUUUUCCGGCCAAACUCAUUAUCAAGUCCUUACAGGAUUGAAAAUCGCUCCAUGUUUUUACCCAUUCAUUUUCGGCAAGUGGAUGGUACCAACGAGUCAUGGCAGUUUCUUCUUCCUAGUUCAGCAGCUUCUUUCUUUUGGGAAGAUCUUGGUAGAAGACGACUGUUGGAACUCUUGAUAGAUGGGAACGAACUGUCAAAAUCACAGAAACUUGAUAUUGAUGAAGUUUCUGAUCAUCUGCCCAUUCAUGUGGCAAGUGGGUCCUCUAGGGCUCUCCGAGUUACUAUAGUAAAAGAAGAUAAAAUCAACGUUGUUAAGCUCAGUGACUGGAUGCCAGAAAGUGAACCUACUGGAAUGUUGACUAGAAAAGAUGCAUCCCCUUUAUCGCAGAUUUCUUUAAAGGAUCCACGACAGCUCCAAUCGCCAUCUACUUUGGACUCUGAAUUUCAUGUUAUUGUGGAGCUAGCGGAGCUUGGAGUAUCCGUCAUUGACCACACACCUGAAGAAAUAUUGUACCUCUCAGUUCAGAAUCUUCGUCUUGCAUUUUCGACUGGCCUGGGCUCUGGAUUCAGUAGGUUUAAAAUACGAAUGCAUGGGAUACAAGUGGAUAACCAGUUGCCAUUAACUCCAAUGCCAGUUCUUUUCAGACCGCAGAAAGUUGGAGAGGAGAACGAGUAUGUCUUGAAAUUUUCUGUGACCAUGCAAUCAAAUGGGUCACUGGAUCUUUGUGUCUAUCCAUAUAUUGGUUUCAAUGGACCUGAAAGUUCUGCCUUUCUGAUAAAUAUUCACGAACCUAUUAUAUGGCGCCUUCAUGAAAUGAUCCAGCAGGUCAACCUCUGUCGCAUAUACAAUAGUCGAACUACUGCUGUUUCAGUUGAUCCAAUUAUCCAAAUUGGAGUUCUUAACAUCUCAGAAGUUCGAUUCAAAGUGUCGAUGGCGAUGUCACCCAGUCAACGGCCAAGGGGCGUACUUGGCUUCUGGGCAUCCUUGAUGACUGCAUUGGGCAACACUGAAAAUAUGCCUGUUAGGGUGAAUCAAAGGUUCCACGAGAAUGUGUGCAUGAGGCAGAGUUCAAUGAUAAGCAUUGCUAUAUCAAACAUUCGAAAGGAUCUCCUGGGCCAGCCUCUUCAAUUGCUUUUAGGUGUCGAUAUAUUGGGUAAUGCUAGCAGUGCACUCGGACAUAUGAGCAAGGGUAUGGCUGCCUUAUCAAUGGAUAAGAAGUUCAUCCAAAGCCGGCAGAGACAGGAAAAGAAGGGUGUAGAGGACUUCGGUGAUGUUAUCAGAGAGGGAGGUGGGGCGCUUGCUAAAGGCCUAUUUAGAGGAGUCACUGGAAUAUUAACAAAGCCUCUCGAAGGUGCAAAAACUUCUGGUGUUGAGGGUUUUGUUCAAGGUGUUGGGAGAGGAAUAAUUGGUGCAGCUGCACAGCCAGUUAGUGGGGUGCUGGAUCUUUUAUCAAAAACCACCGAAGGUGCCAAUGCUAUGAGAAUGAAGAUAGCAUCGGCUAUAACUUCUGAUGAACAACUACUCCGCAGGAGACUGCCUCGUGUAAUUAGUGGCGAUAACUUGCUUCGGCCAUAUGAUGAGGAUAAAGCACAAGGACAGAUUAUACUGCAGCUGGCCGAAUCAGGUUCCUUUUUGGGUCAGGUUGAUUUAUUUAAAGUUCGUGGAAAGUUUGCGCUAACUGAUGCUUAUGAAGACCACUAUUUGCUCCCAAAAGGAAAAAUUCUUGUGGUCACGCAUCGAAGAGUGAUAUUGUUGCAGCAACCCUCCAAUAUUAUUGGUCAGAGGAAGUUCAGCCCGGCCAGGGAUCCAUGUUCGAUAAUAUGGGACGUCCUGUGGGAUGACCUGGCAACAAUGGAAUUGACACAUGGAAAGAAAGAUCAUCCAAAAGAUCUGCCUUCACGUCUUAUUCUUUAUUUAAGGACUAGAUCAACAGAGUUGAAGGAACAAGUUCGCCUUAUAAAAUGCAUGCUUGAAACCCGUCAGGCUCUUGAAGUUUACUCUUCAAUUGAGCUAGCUUUGCACACUUAUGGACCAAACCAAUCGAAGGACUCCCUUAAAAAGGUAACAAAACCGUAUUCACCACUGGCUGAGGGUACCAGUACUGAAAUUCUCCCAAAAGAAAGGUUUAGUGUCUGGUCUCCCCAUCAAGUAUCCUCAUUGGUUCCUCAAAGUUCAACUUUUGGCAGCAGCACUAAUUGAUCAUGGAAGCAGCUGCGCCGUAGAAAAUUAUUAUUAUUGGCCUUUCUGCUCGAGUCAGCUCAUAUGAUAAUCCUAGCUGCUAUCGACUUUCAGAACGUCUUAUAAGGUCAAAAAGUACUGAAGCUUACAACUAGAGAGAACUAGUUUUCCUGCCAAAGCCGUUGCAACGGCGGAUGGCCUACCGGAGAGCGUAGAAGAUAGAUUAGAUGUGAAUAGCAUUAUCUACAAAUACAUCUGGUUUUGUUUGUAAAUAAAAACCGUGUACAGAAUUCUUGUCUGUUGGCCAUUUACCAGAUGCUCUUGAAAGUUGUACAGGUUUUGACAUUCCUUGUGCUUAUAGCCAUUUUGUAUAUGUACAGUAUUUUGUACAAGUUAGUAAAGGACGCCAUGAAAAUUGCGAUGUCUAAU